Messenger RNA from Chiloscyllium plagiosum (whitespotted bambooshark), 3483 nucleotides. It is a transcript of the gene pik3ap1, whose product is annotated as phosphoinositide-3-kinase adaptor protein 1. NCBI's taxonomy places the organism in Eukaryota, Metazoa, Chordata, Chondrichthyes, Orectolobiformes, Hemiscylliidae. The record is from RefSeq and is a predicted model, not a curated record. Gene Ontology annotation, molecular function: phosphatidylinositol 3-kinase regulatory subunit binding; signaling receptor binding. Gene Ontology annotation, cellular component: cytosol.
UAGUGUAACAUUCGGAGUGUGAUUAUAGGAUAUCUGAGCAUGUGUUGUUUCUGGGACUGGGCUCAUGAUGGACAGUGUAAUAUUCGAAGUGUGAGUAUGGGGAUAUCUGAGGCUGUGUUGUUACUGGGACUUGGCUGGUGAGGGACUGUGUAUUAUUUGGAGUGUGGCAAUGAGGAUAUCUGAGGUUGUGUUGUGACUGGGACUGGGCUGGUGAGGGACAGUGUUAUGUUCGGAGUGUGAGUAACGAGGAUAUCUGAGGUUUGUUGUGGCUGGGACUGGGCUGGCAAGGGACAGUGUAAUAUUAGGAGUGUGACUAUGAGGAUACCUAAGGUUGUUUUGUCACUGUGACUUGGCUGGUGAGGGGACAGUGUAACAUUCGGAGUGUGAUAAUGAGGAUAUCUGAGCAUGUGUUGUUUUUGGGACUGGGCUCAUGAGGGACAGUGUAAUAUUCGAAGUGUGACUAUGAGGAUAUCUGAGGCUGUGUUGUUACUGGGACUGGGCUGGUGAGGGGACACUGUAAUAUUCGAAGUAUGAGUAUGAGGAUAUCUGAGGCUGUGUUGUUACUGGGACUGGGCUGGUGAGGGGACAGUGUAAUAUUCGGAGUAUGAGGAAGUGAGACAGCGCUUGAGCAGAGCAGCAGGAAACUGGGAGCGGUGCUGACCUGGGGCUUGAAUCUGACCGUGCUCCGGGGGUGAGCCGGACUCCGAGCUGAGCCUUGAAGGGGCUGACCGGGUUGGAUUCGGGGAUCCGAAGCGGCUGGAGCGGAUUGUGGGUGUGAGGGCGGUACCCGAGGCUGUGAUGCCCAGGAGAGGACGGCAGCACUGACUCAGGAAACCAUGUCCGCGGCGGCAGCGGCAGCAGGAAACAAGGCCAGAUCUGAGGUGACAAUUCUUUCUGGAGAGGAUGCGAAUGAGUGGAGUGUUUACCUGGACAGUUUGCUCGCAUCAACCUUUAACGUUCUGCCCUACACAGUAAGCAAGAACACUUUGUUUUCAAACCGGGAUUACAGUCAGUUUAGGAGAUGUAAGUGUCUCUUGGUUCUACUAUCACCGCAGCUUGUGGAGUUGUUGGCACUACCCCAGGUAGAGCAGGGGCUGCAGAGGGCACUGUACCCCGGACACAAAGUCGUCCUGCUGUUUUGUGGAGUGACAGAAACGACAGAACUACAGAACUUGUUCAGAGACUGGAAGAACUGGAAACAAGUAUCAUGUGACGAUGAGCCAACUGUUUUCAUCUCCGCUGUGGAAGAGGCCAUCAAUGAGAGUUAUGGCAGAGACUCGGGCUGCGACACAACAGAAUCUGAAUUGCAAGCUGAACCUCAAGCCAAAGUGCGGAGUAAUGUAGCAAAAUCCACUGUGCAACUGUGUUCCCAAACUUUCAGAGACCCCCAAGAAAACACCGUGAAAGUUCUACCAGAUAGGAUCCCAUGCGGGACCCCACAGCAGAUUUUUGUUAUUCUGAAGGUCAAACUGGACACCAAAGUCAAAUGUGAAAUUGACUUUACGUUCGGUGUGAAGGCUGCUGUUCGUGUUCCAGCCAUGUUUGUCAAUGAGUACAUGCUAUCUGCUCAAGCGCCAGACAUGCCUUCAGGAUUGAUUACACUCACUAUAUACUCAGGGGAUUUGAAAGUAAGCUCAGCAACUCUAGUUUAUUACACUGACAUGGAAGAAAUUGAAAACCUUCUGAGGAAUGCUGUCAAUCCUGUGGAAUUUAUGUGCCAGGCUUUCCAUAUUGUACCGUAUAACAGAGAAACACUGGACAAACUACUGACAGAGUCACUGAGGAGAAACAUGCCAUCUAAUGGACUGCAUAUAUUUGGAAUUAACCAGUUAGAAGAGGAUGAUCUAUCAACGACUCAACGAGAUGAAGAGCUCCCGACCCUGCUUCACUUUGCAGCCAUGUAUGGUUUGAAGAACCUGACUGCCCUACUUCUGCAGUGUCCAGGGGCGUUGCAGGCUUACAGUGUGGCCAACAGACAUGGGGAUUAUCCAAACAACAUGGCAGAGAAGAAUGGAUUCAGAGACCUCCGGCAAUUCAUGGAUGAGUAUGUGGAGACAGCUGACAUGUUGAAGACUCACCUCAAAGAGGAGCUGUGCGGUGACAUUGAAGGGGAAAGGGACGAAGACCUGUAUGAGUCCAUGGCAAUUGUGUCGAAAGACAUCCUGAUGAAAUGCACCUUAAACCCUGGCUGCGAUGAGGACAUUUACGAGUCAAUGAUGGAAAUACUGCCUCCGUCAGGGGUUAUGGACAGCACCUAUGAGCCAAUGUCAAACCUGAUGGGAGCAGCCCAUGUAUCUACUCGAGUUCCAGAUACUUUUGGCUCCACGACUGAUUGCAUACUGAGGAAAUUCCUGCAAGGGAAUAAUGACAAGUCUGUGGACUGUGAUGGCCCUGGUGAAAUGGAAGAGGCAGGUGUAUACGAUACCAUGCCAGAUGAUGACAAUCGUCAAGAGAUUAUGAGCAGACCUCCACUCCCUGUCCCUCGUCUACACACUGUUCCCGAUGUCGAUGACAUGAAGCCCUACAUUUCUAAAGUGUUCUGCAAUAAAGAGGAGAAGAGACCAGAGAACCUUUACGUUACAGCAUUGCGUAGUACUGCAGAUGGAUCCUCUGGCCCAGCAAUUCCGCCACGCACCAAGCAGCCACUGUCUCGAGCUCCAUCCAGCGACUAUGACCCAUUUGCGGGGAUGAAGACGCCUGGGCAGCGCCAGCUCAUCACCUUGCAGGAACAAGUAAAGUUAGGCAUGAUCAAUGUGGAUGAGGCUCUCUUGCAGUUUAAGGAGUGGCAACUGAACCAGAAACGCAGAUCUGAGUCAUUCCGGUUCCAGCAGGAAAACCUGAAGAAACUGCGGGACAGUAUCACACGGAGACAGAACAUCAAAGGGAAAUCCAGCAAGCAUCAAGAGUUGGAGAUCACACUUCCUGCUCGAUCAAAUGACCAAAUUCCAGAGAAUGCAGAGUAUGGAGUUUAUGAAGAGAAUUGCAGAUUCAUUCCGCCUUGCACAUCACGAGAAGGGAUACAGCGGGGGAUGUGGAAAACAGGAAGCACAUCUAGCACAGCAAGUAGCCUCAGCAGUCGGUCAAGUACACGGAGCAUUCUGAGUUUAAGCAGUGGAGCAGAGGGGGAUAAUGAGGACAAUGAGGCAGUGGACUGUGGGCCUGUGAGCAGGCCUUUGAGCCGACACCGCCCACCCAGUUUACCACCUCCUCGAAUCCCACCCCGCAUACCCGCCAGAAACCCACCCCAGCCUCUGGCGAAGGUCACUCCUGCUCCACCUGUGCCACCUAGAGGUCGAUAGUCACGUUUCAGGCUCUGGGGAAAAGCUGCUCCACUUUCAAUAAUGCACCAUUUUAACAGAACCUUUCAACUGUUUGGAGACCAGAGACACUGUUAAAUUCCAAGUACAGCUUUUAAGCUCAAUGUCUGCUGCAGUUUUUUUUGUUUCUUUUUUAUGGUACAUUCGAGUGUGGGUUUGCCAUUAA